AAAACUGUAUGUUCUCAUGGCUUUUUAGUAGACAUUCAGUGAGCUAGGAGCUAGCUAAGAAGGAGAAUAAUAAGUAGAAGAAAUAAGAAAGCAGUAGAGGAGGAUCAGAAAGUUUGAUUAUGUUUGUACAGAAUAUAUUUGCAGCAUACAAUGCAUAGUAAUAUAAUGCAGUAUCUCUGGUCAGGCAGAUAGAAAAUGUUGAAAUCACUACCAGUGAGCUGGCCUCUCAGUAAAUCAUGUUUAUGAUAAGGUUUAUUAGGAUUAAAAUGACCAGAAUAUUCAGCACUAGGCAUCUACUGCAUUUGUAUGUAAUUACUGAUGAGGCUGUCAUUAAGGAAGGAACAUAACACAUAAUAUUAUGCAGGAACUGGCACGUUGUGAUGGCUUUAUAUGGCUGUGGGUAUCAUUUAACAGUUUUGAAAUAUGCCUGAUAACGGCCACAUGAUCUGACCAAAUGAAGCAGAAAGGACAUUUUUGCCCAUGGAAAUGUAGAGGACAACACUGUGGACCUUUGGAUGCUGUAGUAUGUUGUGUGUAUGUCAGAGCGAGCAAGAAAAACAGAAACAGAGAGAAUAAUACUGUAUGUGUUACAAUGCUUGUAUUCCAGGGGAUUGAAUAUAGAACGGUCCUGAAUGCGCUCAAUGGAUCAGAGUAAUCUCAGUCAAAUCAGUGUCAAUGCACUGUCUGCACGCUAUUUAAUCCUCUCUGGCAUGACAUUUAAUAUGCUGUACAGCAAAUGUAUUAUUAGCAUUUUGAGAUGAAUAUAUUAUAGAUAAAAGCUGUCGACAGCUUUGAUGAAGUCAGUGUUUGCUUGACGACCUUCACCUUUACAUUCCUGAUGAAAUAAGGAAAUGUGUGUAAAUGUGUAUGAAUUAGGGGUUAAACCAAACCAACUUCAACCGGGGAUUUUCCCUCAGUAAUCCAGGGCACUCACACCUUCGUCAUCUCCUCUCCGAAAGGUCUCGUCCUCCUCCUGCUCCUCUCCAUCCCUGCUCGUUUUCCUGCCUCACUCCAUCUGGUUUUCCAGUGGAUGAAACAGAACAUGGUUUCUCAUUAUCAGCCAGACUCCUCCCUCUCUUUGACUGGUGGUGUUUCUCUCCCCCUCCCUCUUGUGUGGAGAGCUCUGUAGUGAGCGUUAAUCCCGGAUUGCGCUGCCCUGCCGUCUGCAUCCCGUUGUUGCUGGGAGAGCAUGGCACGGCUCCAGGACCCCUGCGCUCGCACAAGAGAGAAGUGAGCGAAUGAGAGAGAGAGAGAGAAAAAGAGAAAGAGAGAGAGAGAGAGACAAGAGAGGGAGAGCGGAAAGAGGUACAGUUGGGCUGUUCCACGACUGUCACAGCCACUUGAGCACUGCACUGUUAUUGAGUUUCAGUCACACACUCUCUCACACAUAAACAGGAGGGAAAAGAGAGAAAAAGGAAGGAUGACGGCCAGUCUGGUGCAGCUGUGGGUGCAAAUGUGAAUGAAGAAAGGGGAAGCCUCGGUCACAUCCUGGGUUCCACCACAUAGUAACCUCUCUCUGCUCGGUUGCUGCGUCUUCCUCAACGCUCACACUUAAGAGGGAUUAAACUUUUUUUUUUUCCUUUUUUUUUUUUUUUUUUUUGUUCAUCUGGAACUCUGAGAGUCUCUGACAUGGAGUCACCAACCAAAGAGAUCGAGGAGUUUGAAAGCACUGCCCUCAAGUACCUCCAGCCGGAACAGAUUGAAAAGAUUUGGCUCAGGCUCCGGGGACUGCGCAAGUACAAGAAGACGUCCCAGAGAUUAAGAUGUCUGGUGAAGCAGUUGGAGAGAGGAGAGGCUUCCCUCGCUGACCUUAAGAAGAACCUUGAGUAUGCUGCGUCGGUGCUGGAAUCCGUUUACAUCGAAGAGACACGACGUUUGGUGGACACAGAGGAUGAGCUCAGUGACAUCCAGUCAGAGUCAGUGCCCUCAGAGGUGCGGGACUGGCUGGCCUCCACCUUCACCCGCCAGAUGGGCCUGAUGCUGCGACGCAAUGAGGAAAAACCUCGCUUCCGCAGCAUCGUCCACGCCGUUCAGGCUGGCAUAUUUGUUGAGAGGAUGUACCGACGUACCUCCAAUAUGGUGGGACUCAGCUACCCCCCUUCUGUCAUUUCUGUGCUUAAGAAUGUUGACCGGUGGUCGUUUGACGUGUUCGCCCUAAAUGAGGCCAGUGGGGAACACGCACUUAAAUUCAUAUUCUACGAGCUGCUCACAAGAUACGACCUCAUUAGCCGUUUCAAGAUCCCGAUCUCUGCUGUGGUGUCGUUCGUGGAGGCCCUGGAAGUGGGAUACAGCAAACAUAAAAACCCCUACCACAACCUGAUCCACGCUGCUGAUGUCACACAGACUGUGCACUACCUGCUACUCAAGACUGGCAUGGUGCAUUGGUUGACUGAGCUGGAGAUCUUUGCCAUGAUCUUUGCAGCAGCGGUGCACGACUACGAGCACACAGGGACCACAAACAACUUCCACAUUCAGACAAGGUCAGACACAGCAAUCCUGUAUAAUGACCGCUCAGUGUUGGAGAGUCACCACGUCAGCGCAGCAUACCGCCUACUGCAGGACGACGACGAGAUGAACAUCCUCUACAACCUCUCCAAGGAUGACUGGAGAGAGCUGCGGGCUCUGGUGGUGGAGAUGGUGCUGGCCACAGAUAUGUCCUGCCAUUUCCAGCAAGUUAAAGCCAUGAAGAACUUCCUACAACAACCUGAGGGCAUAGACAAGCCCAAAGCCCUGUCCCUGCUGCUGCACACAGCAGACAUCAGCCACCCGGCCAAAAGCUGGGACCUCCACCAUCGCUGGACCACCUCACUACUGGAGGAGUUCUUCAGACAGGGGGACAAAGAAGCAGAGCUCGGGCUGCCAUUUUCUCCGCUCUGCGACCGCAAGUCCACAAUGGUGGCGCAGUCCCAGAUUGGGUUCAUAGACUUCAUCGUGGUGCCCACCUUCACUGUGCUCACAGACAUGAUGGAGCGUAUCGUCACGCCGCUCAUCGACGAGGCUUCUCAUUCAGGUUUUGCUGGCUUUCGACGCUCAAGUCUGAACAGUAUUAGCUCGGAUGAAGCCAAGCGGCACAGUGUGAAGAGCGUGGGCUCUGACAGCAGCUCAUCAGGCCAAAGCUCUCUGCUGACGGUGGAUAUGAAGAACUUCAAGGCGUUGUGGAAUGAAGAGGUUUAUCAGAACAGAGAGAGGUGGAAAGCCCAGGCUGCUAAAGAGGCAGAGGAGAGAGCUAAAAGGGAAGCAGAGGAGAAAGCCCAGCAGGAAGAGACUAUGGAGCCCCAGGAGGUCCACACAGAAUCAGAACAGCCUGAACCAAAGGAGGACAAAUUGGAGGGGGAGGCACCCGAGUCAGCGGAGGUCAGCAGACCACCAGAUGGUAACACGGGGGAAACAGAACAGGGAGGACAGCCUAGGAGCGCCACACACAAGAAUCCUCCACUGCAUAACGGAGAGUUGUCUGAAGGUGCUGAAUCUCCAGAGGGUGAAGAAAACAAGAACAAAGGAGUCGAUGCAGAAGUAGCGAUGGAGUAAGCGUGCUGUGGAUUACCACGGCCACACCGCUGCAUCUUUGCUGUGCUGCUGUCGACCUCAACCUGCUUUUAAAACUCAAUGGGGAGAACUCAGAGGGAAAGGCCUAUUAAUUGGACUCUGUCGCCCUCUACAGGACUCCAAGAAACUCACACCUUCACUUCCAUUUUUUUGUCCCUAUGAUCAACUGUUUUUACAUUUACCAUGUUUAUACUCCCUAGCUCUUGUAUGCAGAGCUUGUGGCUCUUCCUGUGUGCUUUAUUCCUCCUUCCCUGCUUACUGAACAACAACUCAGAAGAUGGCAUCGACAGUGGUGGGGUUGAGAGGAGCCUUUUCAAAGACUGACACUGAAAAUGUUCUUUUUUAGUUUGCCAAUCCUCUACUUAAUGCAACCAUAGACAUGUAGCCAUGUAUAAGUCCCACUUUUUACAACUGCUUUAUUUUUCUCUAUCAGCACUCAUUUGAUAGAUUUUGGCAUCCUUAAGUCUAAUUUAAAGUUAUUUUUAGAAACAGAAGGCCUGUUACCUUCCUUGCAAAUGUGCAAGUGCUUUUUUGUAGGAAAUGCAGAAUUAAUGUAAACAAAGAGGGACUUUUACAACUGCUACACAGUAUGUAUAGUAUGUGAGCAUGUACAGUGCAGUACGCUGGGGGUUAAAUUCACAGAUCUACAACUCUACUAUUUUAUUAGCAAGUACUCCAUAAACAAACCCUCUCUGUGUAGAAAACUUGUGAUUCAGGAGCUCCUGCUGCGAGUGUGAGGUUACUACAAAAACCUUCUUUUUUUUUUUUUUAAACCACCAGUUGUGGCUCAUUUUUUCCCCUUAACAUGUUUACUUUCUCAGCGCUUUCCUCAGACAUUGUGUGAUUCCGAUGCAUUUGUGUUCCUUGCAACCAAGUUUAUUUUGGUUUUUUUUGGUGUGUCUUUUUGUCCUCUCUGCUGUAUAUAUUGAAAUUUUAUAUAUGUAUGGAUCUGAGAUGGAGUAAAAAUCAUACAAUUUCACCAUUUUAUAUAUAUAUAUAUAUAUAUAUAUAUAUAUAUAUGUAAGGGGAAAUAAUGUAAGAUAUUGUAGUAGAAAAUGUCUAAAAGAUUUGAAUGCAACCUUUGCAUUUCAGACAUAUCACACUCACACACACACAUAUAUGCGCAUGCACACACUAAUGCAUUUAAGUUUUUGUAACAUAUAAAAUCUGUUUUGUUUAUCUUUUUUUGUAACAAUUGUUUUGCAUUUGUCCGACAUGAAUCAUGCACUGUGUAAUAUCCUCACACUGUAUGUCAUUUCUUUGUCAAAAGACUUCUUCUUGAUGCCUUCUUAUGUGUAUUGAAGCUGUAGCAAAAACAUUGUCGCUGAAUUAGAGAAAAAUCUUAUCUAUGUUUGUCAUUUCAUUUUGCGGUACAGUUGCAUUACUGCAGCUUCACCUUCUAGCUUGUUGGUGUAAUGUUUAAUCGACGUGUUUACAGUGUGCUCGUACACCUGUUAGCCAGCUGAAUCCAUCAUUGCUUCUGUGAUGCAUCUGAGGCUACGAGUCCAAACCGUAUCUGCUUCUUGGUUGUACGCCAGGUUUUUAAGGCUUGUAAUGUUGUGUAUAGACGAUGCAAAUAUUGCUUACUUGUGCAUAUGUAACAUAUUGAACCCCUGCAAUGCUGGUUCAGCUUUUACUAUAUACUUAAUAUGUGUAAUUUAACGAAAAGGAAAACAAGCAUUUUGGCAGUAUUUGCAUAAUGAGAGGUUUUGUGCACUUUUAUUUUGUUGAAGUUCCCUAAAUGAAUUGCAUAUUCUAAUCCUAUUUUAAAGUAUACAGUACAUGUGUACACUGCUACAUAUUCUAAUAUGUAUAGUAUAUAUGGGGAUCAGAAAGGGUGAGUAAUUUAACACCUAAAACUUUAUAUAAAACUAUAGGAACUAUGAAUUCUUUUUUAGCCUCUUUGUUUUAAUACACACUCCCCAUUUUUAUAUGACAAGAGGAACAUUAGAAUCAUGCUGGGACAUAGUUUGUCAUGCAAUGCUACUUUCUACCUAAAAAAUACAGUCAGUGGUUAGCAAGCCAGCUGGCUGAAUGUGUGCCUAUACAUGUACUUUCCAUUUCACACCUCUCACCUGUAGGAGAAUCGGAUUUUGUGAUGUCAUUUGAAUCUGUACUGAUCCAGGUGCAGUCAAACAAACCAGUUAAUAUCUUCCUUCAAUAUCACACACUAAAGGAGUCUUCAGUAAAGACUUUUAUUUUAGACACUGUUGGAAAAUCUGUUUGUAAAGUCAGCAGUUUGAUGUUGCAGAAGUAUAGUAUUUCUAAUGGUAUAUUUUAUGGUAUAUUUUGCUCUUUUUCAUUUAGAAAAAAAAAAUCUAUUUUUUAGCUGUAUUUGUGCUGUAAAGUGUAUGUUUUUUGUUGUUUUGUUUUACUGUACUGUUUGCUCCUUUUUUGACUCAGAGGAUGGAUUGUCAAAAAGUACGUCUUCAAUAUGUAACAUUUUUUUCAUUGUCUCUCCUCUGUGCGUCUGAUCGAUAUGUUUUACUCCACCAGCUCUGAAGUCAGAAAAGUUUCAAGUGGCUCAAAACCCUUAACUGUAAAUUUAAAGUGUAACAAUCAUAGCAAAAUACAUUUAUAAAUAGAACAAAAGCAAAACUUACUGCAUCCUCAAAAUAGCCUGCCUGAUACUUGGUGAAGCAGAAUAUAUUUUCUGUACCAAGGGACCAACACAUGUACAGUCUUGUAGUUUGCUCUAUCUUUCACUUGCUACUGUGAUAGCCUACUGUAUGAAUAUUUAACAGGAAUUUAUACCAACCAUAAUCAAAAACAUAGUUGUAUUUAUGACAUGUAAAGACUUCUAAACGUGGUGUUUUGUAAUGGUUACUAUGGAACAGAUUAUUUGUUGUUUGUUUAAUGCUUUGUUUCCUUGUUUAGUCUGAAUCACUCUGUAAUGACUGAUCUCAAACUGUUCAAGUCACUGAGGUUAGAUGGAUGUAAAGCAAGAGUGUGUGAGUGUGUGAUGGCGUGUGUGUGGGAAGCUGCCGAAAAAACUCAAUGUGCAUUUCUGAUCUCCUCACUGUGACCUGCUCUAUUGACGAGAGUGUGAUGAGAUGAGUGUGUGUGUGUGUGUGUGUGAGAGAGAGAGAGAAAGAAUCAAAAAGUAAUGCAGUGGACUGUAUAAAAUUGGGUAAACAAUUCACACCACAAACAAAAUUUAAAAAUAACAUUUCAGAUAAGCAUUCUUUCCACCUCUCACAUCAAAUUACAAAAAAAAAAAAAAACAACAAAGUGGACAUAUUAGUUAACAGUAGUAAAAUCACCUUCUGUUUACCCUCUAAUACAUCACUGAUAAGACAGAAUGACUAAAGAGUGAAUGGGUGUGUGCGUAUGCAUUUUAUGUGCAUGCAUGUGUGUGUCACUGUCCCAUGCCGGCCAGGCGGCCGUGUGUGCCACCAUGCUCUGUGACUGCACAGUCGUAUCAAUAAAUCUGGACUCAAAGGGCUCA
Molecule: messenger RNA, 6994 nt
Organism: Lates calcarifer (barramundi perch)
Lineage: Eukaryota; Metazoa; Chordata; Actinopteri; Centropomidae
Gene: pde1cb
Product: phosphodiesterase 1C, calmodulin-dependent b
Exons: 17
Coding region: 1630-3528 (632 amino acids)
Biological process (GO): signal transduction
Molecular function (GO): 3',5'-cyclic-nucleotide phosphodiesterase activity
Source: RefSeq, a predicted model, not a curated record